CGUGCAAGGGAGUAGGGACUCUAAUUUUUGCAGCGGAUAUCUGUCAGCUGUCACGCAUUGCUGUCAUUUAUCAUUGAUUGUUGUUUGUUAUUGUUGUUUAUUAUUGUUGUCUUGUGAAACUAGGCUUAUAACAACAAACCAUAAUCAUGUUUGAAAAUGAAUAAAAUAUGAAUUAAGAAGGAUAAUGAAGUAGAUUGAACGAAGAUUAAUCUGAUAUUGAAAAAAAUAAAAAUGGACAGUAAUCCGACUGCAGAAUGUUUAACCCUAGAUUUUGGUCCAUUUGAGACUGUUCAUCGGUGGCAGAGGAUGCCAGAAUGUGAUGAAUUUGUUGGGGCACGACGUAGCAAACAUACGGUUGUAGCCUACAAAGAUGCAAUCUAUGUCUUUGGUGGAGAUAAUGGUAAACGAAUGCUAAAUGAUCUUCUUCGUUUUGAUGUAAAAGAAAAAUCUUGGGGACGUGCAUUUGCUACUGGAAGUCCUCCAGCUCCUCGUUAUCAUCAUUCAGCAGUAAUUCAUGAUUCUUCAAUGUUUGUUUUCGGUGGUUAUACUGGAGACAUUCAUUCAAACUCAAAUCUAACAAAUAAAAAUGAUCUUUUUGAGUAUCGUUUUCAAAAUGGUCAGUGGACUGAAUGGAAAUUUAUUGGUAAAACUCCAGUUGCUCGUUCGGCUCAUGGAGCUGCUGUUUAUGAUAAUAAACUUUGGAUAUUUGCUGGCUAUGAUGGUAAUGCACGACUCAAUGAUAUGUGGACAAUAUCUUUACUACCUGGAGAGCUAAGAAUUUGGGAAGAAGUUACACAGUCUGGUGAUUGUCCACCAACAUGUUGUAAUUUUCCUGUAGCAGUUGCUCGUGAAUCUAUGUUUGUAUUUAGUGGUCAAAGUGGAGCAAAAAUUACAAAUAGUUUAUUUCAAUUUCAUUUUCGUGAAAAACGUUGGACAAGAAUAUCAACAGAGCAUAUAUUACGUGGUGCACCACCUCCACCACCUCGUCGUUAUGGUCACACCAUGGUCAGUUUUGAUCGACAUCUUUAUGUCUUUGGGGGAGCUGCUGAUUCAACUCUGCCAAAUGAUCUUCAUUGCUAUGAUCUUGAUACACAAACGUGGAAUAUUAUUAAUCCUUGUUCUGAAUCAGAAAUACCAUCUGGACGACUUUUUCAUGCAGCAGCUGUUAUUAGUGAAGCUAUGUUUAUAUUUGGAGGUACUGUUGAUAAUAAUAUUCGUUCUGGUGAAACUUAUCGUUUUCAAUUUUCUUCUUAUCCAAAAUGUACACUUCAUGAUGAUUUUGGAAGAUUAUUAAAUUCAAAAUUAUUUUGUGAUGUUGAGUUUGUUGUUGGUACAGAACCAAUGGAAAAAAAAAUUCCAGCACACAUUGCACUUGUCGCAGCAAGAUCACAAUUUUUAUCAGCAAAAAUACGUCAUGCUAGAGAAAAACGAACAAAACAUUUCGAAAAAGUAUUUGGUAGUGCUGAUGUGCCAAUCAAAGAUUUACCAUUGCUUGAAGUUCAAUUGGCUGAUGCAGUACCUGAAGCUUUUGAAAUGGUAUUGAAUUACAUAUAUACUGAUAGAAUUGAUCCAACAAAAAGCAUUGAAGAUGCUGAACCAGGCAAUAGAAUUGUUCUUCUCAUGAUGGAUGUUUAUAGACUUGCUGUACAAUUUAAUAUGAAACGACUUGAGCAGCUUUGCGUUCAUUAUCUUGAGGCAACAAUUAAUCAUGCAAACGUCCUAGAAGCACUUCAUAAUGCAGCACAUUUACAGCUUUAUUUUAUCAAGGAAUUUUGUUUGAGCUUUGUGGUAAAAGAUAGUAAUUACAACCAAAUUGUUAUGAGUCAAGAGUUUGAAACAUUAGAUCAGCCUUUAAUGGUAGAAAUUAUUCGACGAAGACAAAUGCCACAAACACGUGGAUUUUCAAAGCAAUAUGAAUUACUUGGUACUGGUACAAUACUCGAGCAAGAUAUGGAAAUAUUUUUAAAAAAUGUUGGAUCUGAAUUUUGUGAUAUUACUUUGAUGCUAGAUGGUACGCCAAUACCAGCCCACAAGGCAAUACUUGCAGCACGAUGUAGUUACUUUGAAGCAAUGUUUCGUUCAUUUAUGCCAGAAAAUAAUACAGUUAAUAUUCAAAUUGGUGAAAUGAUACCUUCUGCUGAAUCAUUUGCAUCACUAAUGAGAUACAUUUAUUAUGCUGAUGUAUCUAUGCCACCAGAGGAUUCACUUUAUCUCUUUACAGCACCAGUUUUCUAUGGUUUUACAAAUAAUCGACUUCAAGCAUUUUGCAAACAAAAUCUUGAAAUGAAUGUUACCUUUGAAAAUGUUAUACAAAUAUUAGAGGCUGCUGAUAGAAUGCAAGCUUGCGAUAUGAAGAAGUAUGCUUUAAAUCUCAUUGUUCAUCAUUUUGGCAAGGUGGCUAGACUUCCGCGACUCAAGCAACUCAGUCGGGAUUUGCUGCUUGACAUUAUUGAAACUUUGGCUGAUGAACAUGGUGAGGUACGCACGUGCCAAGACAUGUCAAGUGAUUGCUAAUGAUUGCUAAUGUCAUUUGUGCUCGCUUGGUUCAUAAAAUAUUCGAAUACAACGUUCAUCAAUAAUUCUGUUGAUCGUAUGAAAGAUUUUAUAUUUAUACUAGUCAAAAAAAAAAAAAUUUAUAAUGACGGGGCUCAUCCCGUGUGGAGGUGAAUAUUGCAAAGUUACUUCGGUUAGAGUGGGUAUGAAAAAAAGAGAAUUAUUGAUUGAACCAAGACCAGUCCAUUUUUAUUGAGAUUGUCAAGAUUUUGAAGGCUGGAAUUGAAGCUGAAACAUAUAUUGACGUUAUCACAUUGUCAGUGAUAGAAUAAGCUAGCUUGACAUUGAUAGAAAUAAAAAAGUUUAUAGAAACUUUGCCUCUUCAAAAAAUUUCUAACGUACUCUGUUUAAAAAUUAUAUAAAAUAUUGUAUUCUCCUAUUUAAAAAAGUACAUGGUUGACGUUUGAAAACGUCUUUUAAUUGGAUUUAUUAAUCGAGUAUAUUAAUUUCGCCUGUGCCCAAAAAAUUUACGUAAACUAUUGUAUAUUAUUAACAAAAUUUAAGUUGUGAUAAUUUGUUUAUUGGGAUGUGAUCUGUUAACGUUCUCAAUGACUAGAGUUAAUUUAAAUUCAUGAAGUAACAUAUAGCAUUGUUAACAAAAAAUAAUUUAGUACAGUUAUUUAAUAAAAUGUCGAUAUAAUUUUGUACAUUAGAAGAAUGUUUAUAAAUAUAUAUAUAUAUAAAAUUUUAAAUUA
Aphidius gifuensis is the source of this 3248-nucleotide messenger RNA. It is a transcript of the gene Lztr1, whose product is annotated as leucine-zipper-like transcriptional regulator 1. The record is from RefSeq and is a predicted model, not a curated record. NCBI's taxonomy places the organism in Eukaryota, Metazoa, Arthropoda, Insecta, Hymenoptera, Braconidae. Bases 232 to 2514 code for a protein of 760 amino acids. Gene Ontology annotation, molecular function: protein binding. Gene Ontology annotation, cellular component: Golgi apparatus. The transcript has 4 exons.